AUGAAUUUUCCGUUCGAAACGACCGAGCCCGACGAAUCUGACGUUUCACCGGACUACUCCUCGUAUUUACCCGACGAGUGCUUGGCGUUAGUGUUCCAGUUCCUGAAUUCCGGUAAUCGGAAGAGAUGUGCUCUCGUCUGUCGACGGUGGUUGAUCGUUGAAGGACAAAAUCGUUACCGUCUCUCUCUCCACGCCCGCUCAGAUCUGCUUGCUUCGAUCCCUUCCCUCUUCUCUCGAUUCGAUUCCGUUACGAAGCUCUCGUUGAAAUGCGAUCGCAGAUCUGUGAGCAUCGGCGACGAAGCGCUCGUUAAAAUCUCCCUCCGGUGUCGGAAUCUGAAGAGACUCAAGCUGAGAGCCUGCCGUGAGCUCACCGACGCAGGUAUGGCUGCUUUCGCCGAGAAUUGCAAGGAUUUGAAGAUACUCUCUUGUGGAUCCUGCGAUUUCGGAGCUAAAGGCGUUAAAGCCGUCCUCGAUCACUGCUCGUCUCUCGAGGAAUUAUCCGUCAAGCGUCUCCGCGGCUUCUCCGAUAUAGCUCCGGAUUCGAUCGGGCCAGGCGCGGCUGCUUCAUCUCUGAAAUCGAUCUGCUUCAAGGAGCUUUACAACGGUCAAUGCUUCGGUCCGGUGAUCGUCGGCGCAAAGAAUCUCAGAUCUCUGAAGCUUUUCAGAUGUUCCGGUGACUGGGACAAGCUUCUUCAGGAAAUGGCGGUGAAGGAUCACGGCAUCGUCGAGAUUCAUCUAGAACGAAUGCAAGUGAGUGAUUUAGCUUUAUCUGCGAUCUCAAAUUGCUCAAGCCUCGAGAUUCUGCAUCUUGUCAAGACACCUGAGUGCACGAAUCUCGGAUUAGCUGCGAUCGCAGAGAAGUGUAAGCAUUUGCGGAAGCUUCACAUCGAUGGAUGGAAAGCGAAUUUGAUCGGAGACGAAGGACUCGUUGCCGUGGCUAAGUUUAGCUCAAAGUUACAGGAGCUGGUUCUGAUCGGAGUGAAUCCGACGACGCUGAGUUUAGGAAUGUUGGCUGCGAAAUGUGGGAAUCUUGAGAGAUUGGCGCUUUGUGGCUGCGAUACGUUUGGUGAUCCUGAGCUUUCUUGCAUUGCGGCGAAGUGUCCGACUCUGAGGAAACUUUGUAUCAAGAACUGUCCCAUCUCCGAUCUUGGGAUCGAGAAUCUCGCCAACGGAUGUCCCGGUUUAACCAAGGUGAAAAUCAAGAAGUGUAGAGGCGUGAUGGGUGGUUGCGCGGAUUGGUUAAGAACGGUUAGGCCUAUGCUUGCGGUGAACGCAGACACCGUUGAACCAGAGCAAGCAAGCAAUGAUGCUGCUGUUGUUGAAGGAGGCUUACUAGAGAAUGGAAUCGAGUUCCCUCAUUUGAGCAGCCAGAUCAUGGCACCGAGCAUUGCGUCGUCAAGCGGUAGAAGCCGGUCGGGGUAUUUCAAAUCACGAGGUGGAUUGUUCAGUGGAAUGAGUCUUGUAGCUUGCACUUCAAGACAACGAGGAAGCAGUUGA
Molecule: messenger RNA, 1497 nt
Organism: Microthlaspi erraticum
Lineage: Eukaryota; Viridiplantae; Streptophyta; Magnoliopsida; Brassicales; Brassicaceae
Source: the annotation of a GenBank genome assembly